AUGGAGGAUUGUGGAGUUGUGAUUCACUCAAGCGACACUUAUUCCACUCCCAUGAAUCCAAUUUAUGGUGAGACAAUAAAGAAGAGUUUGGGGCAAGGGAAGAAGAAUAAAACUCAGCAACUGCAGCCACAAGUCGAGGAUGAAGUUGAAGUUGAGGAUGAUGAAGCCCAAGCCCAGGAUGCCCCAAAUUCUUCCACCGUUGGUGUCCCAAAUUCUUCCACAGCUGGUCUUCCUCCUAAUCCAUUAUGGGAAUCCCCUCCUUUGAACAUGAUGAAAAUGAACGUGGAUGGUGCCUCCAAGGGGAGCAGUGGUUUGUCUGGUGGUGGGUGUAGAGAACUGCCAACAGCUGGAAGAAUGCUAUUACUCCAGGACCAAUCAGGUUUGCCUAAGGCAAGGAUCAGGCAGAAUGUGGUAUGUCAUCAUAAGGAAUGGGGAUGA
This is a messenger RNA of Ilex paraguariensis (yerba mate), 438 nucleotides long. NCBI's taxonomy places the organism in Eukaryota, Viridiplantae, Streptophyta, Magnoliopsida, Aquifoliales, Aquifoliaceae. The record is from the annotation of a GenBank genome assembly.